Molecule: messenger RNA, 315 nt
Organism: Gongylonema pulchrum
Lineage: Eukaryota; Metazoa; Nematoda; Chromadorea; Rhabditida; Gongylonematidae
Source: the annotation of a GenBank genome assembly
AUGGUUGGAGUAUAUCGAAAACUUCGAGGAGAAGAAAGAGUCGAAGAAGAAUCGAGAUACCGUGCGGAAGCGGAAUCGGAAGCAGGUUUUAUUCAAGUUUUGGAGGAAGGACGAGCCGCUAUGGUAGAGCUGCAGUCUCAGGAAGAUAUAAUUCGAUCAGCAUUACUAAGAAUGGAUGCCAAUUCUCUACCUGCGGAGAAUUCGGAAAAUGGAUCGCCAACACCAGUGAUGUGCAAUGGUGUACAAAAUGUACGAUUACCGAAAAUCGAGCUAAAACCUUUUAUGGGUGAUCCAAAAGAUUGGCCUCAGUUCUGA